Messenger RNA from Actinia tenebrosa (Australian red waratah sea anemone), 2693 nucleotides. RefSeq lists its product as uncharacterized. The record is from RefSeq and is a predicted model, not a curated record. Lineage: Eukaryota; Metazoa; Cnidaria; Anthozoa; Actiniaria; Actiniidae. Gene Ontology annotation, biological process: protein modification process. Gene Ontology annotation, cellular component: cytoplasm.
CGUUAUUUUUUAGAAGAAUGUUUAAAACGAGCAUGUUUGGGAUUCCUGUGGUUUCUUCCCUCCAAGAGAAGAUGGCGGCCAACAACACGUGUAUCAGCUGGGAAAACUUUUGUCAAAUUCAUCAGCAACAACUCCAAUCUAUUGGCCUCCCAGAGGAUCUUUGGAAACAGCUUUACGAUAAACUAUCACGUCGAGUCAUUCACGAUGCGAGGUCGAGGUUUGAUCGGCGUAAAAAUGAAGAAAUAGGUAAAUGGUCUUUACAUUCCAGGGAAGCGUUGAAACAACAUGGUGAUGUCUUCCUUGUAGAUCACGCCUGGACUAGCGAUGGCAGCAGUAAAGCCAAAGAAAUGUUACUCAAGAAACUUGAAUUGAGAACAAGAAUGGAGGAUUUGUUGAGUUUGAACGAAAACAUCAGUAACCAAGUGGAGGGAGAGUUUUUGGAACAAGAAACAGUUGUUCAAGAACUUAGUGGAGUAGAUGAAGAAAGGGCUAAAGAAUGUGUGGAGAAAUCCAACAAUGACCUCAUACAUGCCCUACUUCAUGCUGAAGGUGGUGAUCAAGRCAAAGGUCCAGAAAUAAAUGUUGAUGUACCAGAAAAGAAGGAGAAGGUUCUUGAUUAUGAAGAUUUCAAGUAUGGCUUUACUGCAUCAUUAGAUGAGGAAAGCAAGAAAAACGUGUCUGAGGAAUUUAUCCAAAAAAUGUACAARAAAUACCUCAAGGAUAAUGAAGAGUCUAAAACUAAUGAAAUAGUUUAUGGCAGAGGAACGACUGCAAAGUACAGCUGGAAUGAAACAGAUGAAGAUGAUGGGACUAUUACGGUCUUGAUUUCAGUGUCCUCGACUACCAAAAAGUCUUCCAUAUUGAAUAAAUUAACCCCAAGUAGAUGGACAUUGGGUAUAAAGGGACAGGAGCCCAUUAUUGAUGGAGAGUUCUACAGUAGAGUGAUCCCUGAUGAGAGUUUCUGGACAUUUGAUGGUCAAGGUGUUAUUCAGAUGACCUUGCAGAAGGCAGACCCUGAUGACAGAUUAUGGCCUGUAAGUAUAAAAGGAGAGAAGCAGCUUUCCUCACAACAAAUCUUUGAUGAAGCCAAAGAAAAGGAGCAGCUGGARAAAGAGGAGAUUAAUAGCAUUCUUGAUGGCAUGUGGUACUUAAAUCAAACAUAUCAGGCAGUACUAGUCAAAGGAGGGCCCCAGGAACAUGUCUGGUACAUUAUGGAUGAGUAUGGCUCAGCCCUUAUGCACAGUAGUACCCCAAACAUGAAGUGCUCUCCAUUCGCUUAUGCCGUUAAUGGGGUAAUUUAUUCUCUGAUGUGGCCAAUUACAGACAUAGAUAAAGAAGGACUUUGUACAAGGAAUUUCUGUCCUUCCCUUAGUGCAAUUGAAACACCACUUCACUUGGAAGCAMGGCAAUUAGCAUGUGCUCCUGAACUGCCUGYMGAGUACCCUAGMUCAUUUCUCCAAGAUUAYGCCACUGCAGUCUCUACAGUGAAAUAUACACCCCAUAACGUGAAAGCAGUAUCCAUGGCAUCUGAUUGCAAGGCAGACAAAAGUGCAACUGAAAUGAAAUUAUCGUUGAAGUUCUUUGUCGAGGAAAGUUGUAAGGAUGUCAGGUCUGUGUUGGGGAUUCUUGGCUGUAGUUUUGUGGAUAAGCCUGAAGAUGCAGACGCUCUGUGGCUCAAGAAUCACGCUGUCAGUGUUGCAUCAUCUCAAAAGUUCAAUACUUUGAGUGGAGAUGAGUUUCUGGUCAGAAGGGAUGUUCUUUGUCGAAUGAUUCAUAAAAAGUGUGGUGAGGUGCCAUGGUUUCCAGUGUCCUUUAACCUUCGUUCCCAAUUGCCUGCCUUCUGUGUGGAACACUACCAGAAAGGCGURUCAGCAAUGUGGAUGUUACGAUGUGCCAACCCAAGUGGAUCWUACUUCAAGCCAAUCAUUAGCAGUGACUUAAGAAGAAUUAUCAGACUGGGCGAGGCAGUACCACUGAUCGCAUCACAAUUCUAUAUCUCCGUGGCUCUGUCGCACAAGAAGCACUUYUGUCUCCAKUACAGUGUAAUCGUGCCAUCAUUAAAACMUCUCAGYCUUCUCAUCCACAAUACUCCACGCAUYAGAACAACAGCCAAGAAUUUUGACCCUAUGGAUGACCUAGACGAAUACGACUCGAGCGCGCUGAUUACCACAAGCGACACCGCUCCACAAAAUGCUGAAACCAUGGAAGAAUUCCUCAAAGACUUCGAGAAAAACUAUCUAUCGCGAAAACAGUACACUUGGGAAGAAGUGAAGAAAAACGUUUAUCAUAAUAUUUACGAGCUGUUUCUAGCGGUUUCAAGUAGUCUCUCACGACCAGGUAACGUUAGCAGCGARAAUCAAAGUCCAGGGAACUUGUGUGCUGUGUAUGGCGUUGAYGUUUUGAUUCUUGAAGAUUUUUCUGCUGUUGUUAUUGGCGUGGAUUCGGUACCGUCGUUCCCCAACAACGAAGUGGCUAAAGAAGUGCUGUAUGUGGCUUAUUCCGAUCAGGAAGUGUCUGCUACGUUUGGAAAUCGUUUUACAAAAGUAACUUGUGAAGAAUAGGGACUGGAUGAAUCAAACUUAACAGAAAUACUGAAUCAGUAUUGACUUACAGAAGCCGAAAAUAUUUAGUCUGAAUUCUAUUCAUAGUUAGCAAUAGCUUCUAGUUUUUUGGUUUAAACUUGUAGUUUACUG